AUGUCUCGUGGUGCAAGUAAUAGGAAAAAAAGUACAGCAAUUGGUAUUGAUUUAGGUACCACAUAUUCAUGUGUUGGUGUAUUUCAACAUGGUAAAGUAGAAAUAAUUGCUAAUGAUCAAGGAAAUCGAACAACACCAUCUUAUGUUGCAUUUACUGAUACGGAUCGUUUAAUUGGCGAUGCUGCGAAAAAUCAAGCCGCUAUGAAUCCAACUAAUACAGUAUUUGAUGCAAAACGUUUAAUCGGAAGACGUUUUGAUGAAGAAACUGUACAAAAAGAUAUUAAAUUAUGGCCAUUUAGAGUUAUUAGUGGUAAAGAUCGUAAACCAUUUAUUGAAGUUGACUUUAAAGGAGAAAGAAAAGUUUUUUCUCCAGAAGAAAUUUCUUCAAUGGUAUUAACAAAAAUGAAAGAAACAGCCGAAGCUUUCUUAGGUACACAAAUUAAACAAGCUGUUAUCACGGUUCCAGCAUAUUUUAAUGAUUCACAACGACAGGCAACAAAAGAUGCUGGAGUUAUUGCUGGUCUUGAUGUUCUUCGUAUUAUAAAUGAACCUACAGCUGGUGCACUUGCUUAUGGUCUUGAGAAACGACUUCAACGUGAUCAAAAUGUUCUUAUCUAUGAUCUUGGUGGUGGUACAUUCGAUGUAUCCGUUUUAACAAUUGGUGGUAGUGGUAAUGAAGGUGGUACAGUAUUUGAAGUCAAAUCUACCGCUGGUAAUACACAUUUAGGUGGUGAAGAUUUUGAUAAUCGUAUGGUACAACAUUUUGUUGAUGAAUUUCGUCGUAAACAUGGUAAAGAUAUAACAAAACAUACGAAAGCUCUUCGUCGUUUACGAAGUGCAUGUGAACGUGCUAAACGUACAUUAUCAUCAUCAACAACAGCUUCAAUUGAAAUUGAUUCUCUUUUUGAAGGAAUCGAUUUUAAUACACAAAUAAGUCGUGCUCGAUUUGAAGAACUUAAUAUGGAUAUGUUUCGUGGUACACUUGGACCAGUUGAACAAGCUCUUCGAGAUGCUAAAUUACAAAAACGUGAUAUUGAAGAAGUUGUACUUGUUGGUGGUUCAACACGUAUACCAAAAGUUCAACAGUUAUUAUCGGAAUUUUUUAAUGGAAAAACUUUAAAUAAAAAUAUUAAUCCUGAUGAAGCUGUUGCUUAUGGUGCUGCUGUACAAGCUGCAAUUUUAACUGGUGAUCAAAGUGAAAUGAUUAAAGAUGUUUUACUUAUUGAUGUAACACCAUUAUCAAUGGGUAUUGAAACAGCUGGUGGUGUUAUGGCAAAAUUAGUUGACCGAAAUCAACGUAUUCCAUAUAAGAAAACUCAAACAUUUACAACCUAUGGUGAUAAUCAACCUGCAGUAUCCAUUCAAGUUUUUGAAGGUGAACGUAGUAUGACACGUGAUAACCAUUUAUUAGGUAGUUUUAAUCUGGAAGGUAUUCCACCUGCACCCCGUGGUGUACCACAAAUAGAUGUUACUUUUGAUUUGGAUGCUAAUGGUAUUCUUCAUGUUACUGCAGAAGAUAAAAGUACAGGUCGUAAUAAAAAGAUUGAAAUUAAAAAUGAUAAAGGACGUUUAUCACAAGCAGAAAUUCAACGUAUGGUUAAUGAUGCCGAACAAUAUCGUGAAGAUGAUGAACGAGCACGUGAACGUGUUAAUGCACGAAAUCGUCUUGAAACAUAUACAUAUUCAUGUAAACAAGCCGUAGAAAAUUAUAAAGGUUCAGCUAUAAAUAGUUCCGAUAAAUCAACUGUUUUAAAUGCAUGUAAAGAAACUCAAAGAUGGUUAGAUGGAAAUCAAUUAGCUGAAAAAGAUGAAAUUGAACAUCAAUAUAAUACAUUAGAAAGAAAAUGUCAAAACAUAAUGACAAAAAUGCAUGGUGGUGGUGGUGGACAACAAUAUAAUCGUGGCGGUGGAAAUCAGAAUGGUAAUGGUUAUGAAAAUGGUAAUGGUUAUGAAAAUUAUUCAGGUCCACAUGUCGAAGAAGUUGAUUAA
This is a messenger RNA of Adineta steineri, 1989 nucleotides long. NCBI's taxonomy places the organism in Eukaryota, Metazoa, Rotifera, Eurotatoria, Adinetida, Adinetidae. The record is from the annotation of a GenBank genome assembly.